This is a messenger RNA of Musa acuminata subsp. malaccensis (wild Malaysian banana), 836 nucleotides long. NCBI's taxonomy places the organism in Eukaryota, Viridiplantae, Streptophyta, Magnoliopsida, Zingiberales, Musaceae. The record is from RefSeq and is a predicted model, not a curated record.
CCUCUCUCUCUGGUACUGCUUUGAGCUUCCUCUAUUGUUGUGAGCAAGUGAUGGAGAUGAAAACUGUGACUUGCUUCAUUCUCCUAUUUGUUACAUUAGCUCAUGUGGAUGCCAGGCUUGGGUUGGAUCCCACAUUGAUGGAUCAAGGAAACAUGGAUUCCUACAUGGAGGAACAGCCACAGGAAUCUGCAUGUGGUUCAUGCUUGGAAGCAUCUCAGAGAGCUAAGAAAGCUUUGGAUGACCUAGAAACGUUUGGUGAGCUACAAAAGCUGUGCCUUCCUUUGCCUUCUGACAUCAAAGAUAAGUGCUUAGAAAGGUCGAGCGCGUACAUACGACAGACCAAGUUGCUUCUACGAGACCUUUUCGAUCAAGAAAACUUGUGCAAAAGCACAGGUCAAUGCACUGAUGAAUCCAUGUCCCCGAGGAAGGAUGCGAUCACUCCACUGUUGACAGAAUCGGCUAAGAAGAUAGAAGAAUGCGGAGAAUGCAGCGAAGCUGUCAAGCAAAUAUUUGCUGGAUUGCAGACACCGAGAAUGAUAAAAAAGAUGAAGCAGAUUCUUGGUGAAUACUGCGAAGAAGUGGAAAGCGAAAAGCAUUGCGAGGUGAUAUUGCAUAGGUAUGUCCCAAUUAUCAUGCUGCAACUUGAGAAGCUGAAACCCGAGGAGAUGUGCGGCAUGCUGGGUUUCUGUGCUGUCGGGAUACCUCUCUAAAGAUCACGUCUCAGACUAUAUAUGGUGGCAUCCUUUCUUCCAUUUGAUUUGUUAGGAAUAAAGAUGCAAGCACUUGCUAAAUCAGAUCUAAUUGAAUAAAGCCAUACAUAUUGUGACUUUGGAACU